Biomphalaria glabrata is the source of this 1522-nucleotide messenger RNA. RefSeq lists its product as uncharacterized. Bases 73 to 1380 code for a protein of 435 amino acids. Gene Ontology annotation, molecular function: wide pore channel activity. Gene Ontology annotation, cellular component: membrane. The transcript is spliced from 2 exons. The record is from RefSeq and is a predicted model, not a curated record. NCBI's taxonomy places the organism in Eukaryota, Metazoa, Mollusca, Gastropoda, Planorbidae.
UACACUCGCCAAGAUAGCGCUGCACUUCAACUUCUGGCUUAUCAGAGAAGUUGUUAUCAUUGGACCAGAAACAUGUCGAGAAAGUUUACAUUCUUGCUGUCCUCUUUUAGUUGUUUUGCCGCCAUUGAGGCCUCAUUCUUGGUGACCAUCAACCCUACAAGAGUAGAAACAGGCAUUACCCAUAAUGUGACAGUCACUUGCAGCUACUGGGGAGAGAGCUCUUUAAGUUCUCUUGAGAAGAUCACAAUGAUCCGCAUCUUGCACCAGAAAACGACGGAGCCUUUCUCUGUGGUGGCGGAGAUACGAGACAACGAGAACAACGUCCACACCUCCGGCCUGAAUUCCGGCGUCGUUGUGUCCGGUGCAAUCAAGACCCUUGAUGAUUCGUUCGUCGAGAUUCUAUGGCCCGUGGCCACACCUGAUCUCUAUGGUCACUAUCGGUGUGACGUAAUCGGCUUCUCGAUCACCCAAGACAUCAUCACGGAGAAGUCGCCCAUCGUGUCCAUCCUGGAGACGAACGUCACAGCCAACGACGUGCUGGAACUGUUGAUCAGGGAGAAGGAAGAAAUGAAGAGCUACUGCGAUGCCAGGGUGGCGGCUUCCGAAAGCAACUUCCAGACGCUGCUGAACAACCUGAGGAGGGAAGAGGCCAGCAACAAUGACAUCCUGGAGAACACGUUGAGGGGAGAGCUGUCUGCGCUGAGAGAGGAUGUCAACAGGCUGAUGGAGACCGGAGUCCUCCAGUACUGGCCUGAAGGCACGUAUGCUCUUCUAUCGCCUCAAGCAGGAUGCCCGAACAACGUUGGAGCCAUCUGGACAACAGGCUUAGUCAAGAUUCACACUGAGUCGACUGACCGGAAUUACGACCAGGUUUCAACAAAUUCCCAUCUUUUGGCUCCUGUCCUUGAAAGGGCCGGAACGAACAACUUCAUGUAUCAACACUUCUGUGUUUCAACCACUCUCUCCCCAGGAGCGGCUUGGCCGAAAGGAUCUUACUGUAUCAACCGCAAGGGAGAUAAAUGCCCGACUGGAUUCGAAACCGGAUCAAUCCAGUGGAACGAAGAAAGAACCGGCUCCGCGGGUGCCACCACAGGAGCUAUUCCUGACGGCACCUAUACAGCAGCUAUUGCCAAAAUAUUUUACUGCUGCCGCAACGACAGCGACCCUUUCCACCCCGUCUACCUCCCGAAAGCCCGCCCCUUCUACUUAUACAGAUUCAAGGGCACAUGCCAGGAUGUGGUGGGCAUGAAGGUCACUCCCGAGCUCAUGGUCUUCGACACGGACACCACUAAUGCUGAUGCCUAUGACAAUGACUGGCAUCCAGACGGUCAGAUCAACGAUGUCCACUUACUGCUGUGCUAUUACGAAGAACGAGUUUAGCCAAACAGAGGUCAGGGACUCAAUCUCUUUAUCCAAGGUUCUCACCAAAAAACUUUGAGACUCGUUUCAUUCAACAUUCCUUCCUUUCUUUUGUUAUUACAAUGUUAUAUCGAUAGUGAAUAAAGCAUUUUAUUACCUGAUA